AUGUCUCGUUAUUCGGUUCCAGAACGACUUUUGAUUGCAUUUGAAUCGUGUCUUCCGUCGUGGUUCCGCCAAGAACGUAGUGCUCCAGAAAAAUUUCAAUCUUCUGAAAAUGCUGAAUUCGCUUCCGAGAAUAGUGGAUCUCCUCCAUCGGAUUCCCCUAGGAAUGCACUGGAUACAAACGAGAUUGGAGAAGCACCCUCUACAAAUUCGAAUGUGCCUGGUGCGACUACAGUAUCUUCUGAUGUAGUUGAAGGAGAAGAAGAGCAGUUGCAAGAAGUUGUCAAAAAUUUAACCGAAAAAGAAGCAGAAUACGAAGAUGAAUACGAAGAAGAGAAAGAGGAAGAAGAAGCAGAAGAAGCUCUAAAAUACAAUGAAGAUGUCACACGAGAUGCAACUUCAACAUUAAAACCUGCGGUACGAAAAGAGAUAGAAAAGCUGAAAGAGGCAAAAUGCAAGGAUUACUGUCACCAUAACGCCACGUGUCAUGUAGAAGUGAUAUUCCGAGACGACCGAGUUUCAGCAGUGGUUCCUUCUUGCCAUUGUCCCCACGGUUGGGAAGGGACUCGGUGUGAUCGUCACUACGUACAGGCGUUUUACGCCCCUAUCAAUGGCAGAUAUAAUGUACGUUUGAUCACGAUGAGCAGCACGGCGCAACUCUUCGUUCAACAGUCUUCAUCCUCGGCCAUUCCCGCUUUCGCCUUUCUUAUCGUCAUGCUGGUCAUGUUCAUUGCUAUUGUUAUUUACGCCUACAGACGUAUGUCCAAGCGAGCAGACGACAUGACCUAUACAAUGAGUCAUAUGUGCCCACCAGAAGCAUUUACCGUUUUGAAAACUCCCAAUGGUCGUCACAUUCCAGUUCACCAGAUGACUUCGUGCCCUGCUUCUGCUUCUACGGCAUUACCACCAACUCCUCAUCCAUCUUCAGCUUCUGGAGGAUCGAGAAUACCAAUGAGACAACAGGCGAUUCGAAACAAUGCCGAUCAAGCUAGAAACAACUUUUUCAGCAUUCUCAGAAGUCAGGGAACUAUUCCAUCGAGGUAUUUAAUUUCUUUGAUUCAGUUUUCCAAAAGAAAUCUUAACGACGACGAUACUCCGAAGCACUACAAAUCGGUGCCACGUGUCGAAGUUUCAGCCAUAAACUAUUCGGGACACAUUGAUUUCUCCACUAUAUCUUUUCAGUCGACAGAUUCAGAAGUUUCGAAAGCAUCAAAAACAUGUCCACCACCUACACAUUGUGUUAUUGAUAUAGAACAAGAUUCAGCGGAUACAAACUUUCGAUCUCCCUCUCGGAGUUCCGGAGAACCAGGAUCACCAACAACCUGUGAACCAAUGAUUCCUCAUAUGCAUCUUUAA
Messenger RNA from Caenorhabditis briggsae, 1353 nucleotides. RefSeq names its product Protein CBR-LIN-3 (gene Cbr-lin-3). The record is from RefSeq and is a predicted model, not a curated record. The transcript has 9 exons. The coding region runs from base 1 to 1353 and encodes 450 amino acids. Lineage: Eukaryota; Metazoa; Nematoda; Chromadorea; Rhabditida; Rhabditidae.